GGCCGGGCCGGGCAGGCAGCGCGCCGCGCUCCCGGGGCUGCUGUGACUCCACAAUGCUGGGCUCGGGCAGGAGGCGGGGCGGGCGGCGGCGCCGCGAGUGAGCAGCGAGCGGGGCAGGCGGCGCGGAUAAGCCGCAGGCUGGAGCGAGCCGAGCGCUGAGCCCCCCUCCCCUUCCCCAGCAGCCGGGCCCUCAGUAGUAUGGCAUCGAGGAGAAUGGAGACCAAACCCGUGAUAACGUGUCUGAAAACCCUGCUCAUCAUCUACUCCUUCGUCUUCUGGGAAAGUACAGUGGAAUUUUCCUGGCUAUGGAAGCUGCAUUAAUUAGAGGAAACUUCAGGAGGCAGGGCAUUCCCCUGCUACCAGUGGCUCUUGGGCCUGGUUCUGCCCCUAAGCUGAUUGUAACAGAUCUGUGGAUGUUAUUACUCACAGGAAAGUUUCAGAUCACAGGCGUUAUUCUUCUUGCUGUUGGAGUCUGGGGGAAGCUCACUCUAGGCACAUAUAUCUCUCUUAUCGCCGAAAACUCUACGAAUGCCCCCUAUGUGCUUAUUGGGACUGGUACCACAAUUAUUGUCUUUGGCCUGUUUGGCUGUUUUGCCACUUGUCGUGGCAGCCCAUGGAUGCUCAAACUGUAUGCCAUGUUCUUGUCCCUGGUGUUUCUGGCGGAGCUAGUGGCCGGCAUUUCAGGAUUUGUAUUUCGCCAUGAGAUCAAGGACACUUUUCUUAGGACAUACACUGAAGCUAUCCAGAAUUACAAUGGCAAUGAUGAGCGAAGCCUCGCGGUGGAUGACGUACAACAGAGUCUGAGAUGCUGUGGCAUUCAGAACUACACCAACUGGAGCACUAGCCCUUACUUCUUUGAACACGGUAUUCCCCCAAGCUGCUGCAUGAACACCAGUGACUGCAAUCCCCAGGAUCUGCGCAAUAUGACUGUUGCUGCCACUAAAAUAAACCAGAAGGGCUGUUAUGAUCUGGUGACCAGUUUUAUGGAGACAAAUAUGGGAAUCAUAGCUGGAGUGGCUUUUGGAAUUGCAUUCUCACAGUUGAUUGGAAUGCUGCUGGCAUGCUGUCUGUCCCGAUUUAUCACUGCCAAUCAGUAUGAGAUGGUGUAACAAGUCUUUCAGAGAUGUGAAAUACAGAGCCUGUCUCAAAAUCGGGAACUGCAGCCAUCUAGGAAGACUUUAAAGAAUGUUAGAGCACACUCUCUCGCACACACACCCCAUCUUCUAAACUCCGUACCAUGUGUAGUGUACCAUUCCGUGAAGUACUAUUGCACCACCAAGAGUAGCUUGAACCAUUCAACAUCCAGUACUGUACACUCCAUCUUAAAGGCUCUGCAUAUGAUGGCACUAUAUGUAUGUUCUUGGUCAUACAGUAGUUGCGUUGUACGUGAACAAUGGUAAUCCAUUAACAGCAUUGAUCAGGCUGUGCAUGUAGUGACUGGAGGGCAAAAUUAGCCUUUCACCAUGGUUAAUAAGUGUUGCACACGUUCAUUUAAACCAGUAUAUGAAAUAUAUAUUCUUUUGCUUUACUAAAUCUUAGUUUCUUGUUUUGUUUACUGCUUUACUAAGGUUUUCAUCUUCUCACCACAAAUGCCCCCUUCCCCCAAAACACAAGAAAUCAGUAACAUAACAUAAAGAUACUUGAAAAAUAAUGUUAUAAUGUUGUGCUUGAAGGGAACUGUUAUUCCUGAUGUUCUACUACAUCUUUGAUUCUUAUUCAAUGUUGUAUGCCUAGUGCGUAUGCCAGUAGACUUUGUCUAGUGCAUUUUGCCUCUGAACCUGUGUAAUACUGUUAUUAAGCUGUGUUGUUGCUUACUGUGAAGGCAGUAAUUUUGCUUCUUUUAUUUUUUUAUUAGAUAACUCUGAACUAAUCAAAUUGUGCUGUAAUGCGGCCUUCAUCCUUUUUUUCUAUUUUCUUUUUUUUCCCCAUUGACGUUACAGCCACCAAAUAUAUUGUCAAAUCAAUCAAAACAAAAACAAGCAUACAGAAUAUUUGGGGGGGGGGAAGCAAAAGUUUAAAACCUUUUUAAAAAAAUAGGAAUUUUUUAAUAAUGCCUCUGUCUAGCAUGCCAACAAGAAUGCGUUGAUAUUGUAUUUGUGAGAUAUGUAUUAAUAAAUGGAACUAUUACAGAUUUC
Molecule: messenger RNA, 2135 nt
Organism: Mauremys reevesii (Reeves's turtle)
Lineage: Eukaryota; Metazoa; Chordata; Testudines; Geoemydidae
Gene: TSPAN7
Product: tetraspanin 7
Exons: 9
Coding region: 306-1109 (267 amino acids)
Cellular component (GO): membrane
Source: RefSeq, a predicted model, not a curated record